Molecule: messenger RNA, 1482 nt
Organism: Amborella trichopoda
Lineage: Eukaryota; Viridiplantae; Streptophyta; Magnoliopsida; Amborellales; Amborellaceae
Product: BTB/POZ domain-containing protein At4g08455
Molecular function (GO): protein binding
Source: RefSeq, a predicted model, not a curated record
AACAGGCUUGCCUUCAAUUUAAACCCCUUUUACCUUCUCUGAUACCAUUAAUCAGGUUCCUCUUUCUCUAAUUGGUACAUUCGAAGGCCCCAUCUCUCUUUCUCUCUACCCAUCCGGCAAAGGAGUUUCUCUCUCUUCUGUCCAUAUUUCUGCAUUUUCUGAUGAGAUUCAAGUUUUCCUGUGGCACCAACAACAAGAACAAAGAGGGUAUACAGAUGAGAGAGAUUGGUGGUUAGGGAUGGCAGAAGGUUGAGAGAGAGAGAGAGAGAGAGAGAGAGAGAGAGAGAGAGAGAGAGAGAGAGAGAGAGAGAGAGAGAAUGGAGUAUCGGUUCAUGGGGGAUCAAGUGAUGGAUGAUGGAGUGGUGAUAAUAUCAGGAGUGGAGAGAGAGAGAGCGAGAGAGAUGACGAUUGGGAGGAUGAAGUGCAUGUCUUGCAAGGAAGAGUACUUCGAGGAGAAGGCGGGCACCUGCAAAGAGUGCUACGAUGAGGCUUCGGAGACGGAGGAGGAGUUGAAGAAGGAGAUUGAGGAGCUGAGGGCCAACAUAUCCUUCCUCAGGCUUAGCCCCCCUCAUUCCUCUCUCUCUCAACAUUUCUCUGACCUCCAAAUUGAGACCCCAUGUGGAAGAUGCAUCCCUGCUCACAAGGCAGUCUUGAUGAGCAAAUCUCCAGUGUUCCGGGCCAUGCUGGAGAACAACAUGGAGGAGAGUAGGAGCAACACCAUUAAGAUUACAGACAUAACUUACGAGGUUAUGUUCACCUUCAUAGAUUACCUUUACACAGCUGAAGUAACCCUAGAUGAGGAGAAGGCCUUUGACCUCUUGGUAGUAGCAGAGAAGUAUGAAGUGCAGCACCUCAAGAAUGUGUGCGAGAAAUAUUUGACCGCCACACUUAAUGUUGAGAAUUCCCUUGCCAGCUUUGCAUUUGCCCACAAGUAUAAUGCUAAGCACCUCUCUGAGGCCUCUCUCUCACUCAUCUUAGACAACAUGCAAACCUUGACAACCCGAGAUGAGUACCGAGAGCUGGUGGCUGGAGACCCACGUCUUGUUGUGGAGAUUUAUGAGUCCUAUUUGGCCAAGCAAGCCAAUACUGCUGCCUAGGACCCAAUACUGCUGCCUAGGACUUGUGAGCCAAGAGCUUGUUUCUUACCCAUAGUAUCCCUUCUUUAUUAAGAUUGUAUCCCUUCUUUAUUAAGAGAGAGAUUUCCAUCUGGCAGCCUUAAUGGUAUGAUGUUCUCAAUUCUGACCUUUGGCUUUUGGGUUCAAGUUGUGUGCAUAGAGAAGAGGGAGAAGUGGUCAACGAUUUGUCAAUGACUCCCUCUUAUGUUCUUCCCAAGGCUGCAAAUCUUGUACCAAAUGCCGUCUGAUGUACUGUAAGUUAUGGUUGGGAUGCUUUAUAAUGUAUUAUAAUUGAUGCUCAUAUGCCUUAAAAGGUGAGGUGGUAGAUUAAUGUCUAGUCUACUUAUGAGGGUGUCUCAGAUAUUUU